Messenger RNA from Paramormyrops kingsleyae, 1490 nucleotides. RefSeq names its product ribonuclease T2 (gene rnaset2). Gene Ontology annotation, biological process: RNA catabolic process. The record is from RefSeq and is a predicted model, not a curated record. Gene Ontology annotation, molecular function: RNA binding; ribonuclease T2 activity. Gene Ontology annotation, cellular component: extracellular region. Lineage: Eukaryota; Metazoa; Chordata; Actinopteri; Osteoglossiformes; Mormyridae.
UGUGCGCUUGCGCAUUGACGCGGUCUCUUAGGGAGAACUGGGAGGUAGGUGGGAGUUUGUGCCGUAAUGCUCUAUUUGCGCGAGCGUUCCGGCAGUGAAGGCGUCUCUCCGGAGGCUGUCACCGAGUGAAGAAAAAGUGAGAUAAAUCGAGGUUCCCCUUUCACUUUGAUGAUGGGCUACUCGUGUAUCACCGCCGUGCUUUGCUUAAGCCUCGGUCUGCUCGUUUCUUCGUACAAGAUCGAGGCACAUGAAUGGGACAAGUUGAUUCUGACUCACCAGUGGCCUCAGACAUUUUGUGCUAUGGAGUCUUGUGAAACCAACUUGACCUACUGGACCAUUCACGGACUUUGGACAAAUAAAGGAAACCUGUGUAAUUCAUCUUGGCACUUCAAUGCAAGUCAAAUACAGGAUUUGUUGCCAGAGAUGAGGAAAUGGUGGCCUGACCUUCUGAGUUCCGGCCCCUCUGCCUCCUUCUGGAAACACGAGUGGAUGAAACAUGGGACCUGUGCUGCCAAGGAGGAGGCCAUGAACAGCGAGCACAAGUACUUCAGCAAAGCCCUGGAGCUCUACCACAAGAUGGACCUCAGUGGGGUUUUGACACGAGCCGGGAUCGUGCCGGGAGAGAAUCCCUACUCUCUGGAGAAGAUCGAGGGGGUGAUCGUCAGUGUCUACAGUGCAAAGCCAAAGAUUCAGUGCACUCAUCUUAAUGGGCAGAUUGAGCAGGCCCUGGGCCAGAUUGAGAUCUGCUUCAACCGGGCGUUCCAGCUGACGGACUGUGAGGAGCACGAGGCAGAUGCGUGGGGUGGCCUGAACGACGUGCUGGCCUACGAGCUGGACGAGUGGGGGGGAUUCGCCGUCUGCAACAGCUCGAUGCCUGUGGUGUACCCCCCUUAUAAAAGUGCAAAGCAGAUGGGGGGUGGGUACCUACCACAAAGCAAUGACUAAUCACCGACCAAUCAGCUGUUCUUACAGAGUAAAGGGAAGUGCUUUUCAAUCGUGUUUUAAUCUCUCAGGUGCUUGGCGAGGGUGGAGGGUAAAAAAUACUGAUAGGUGUCUCUGUGGUGACCAAACCCUGCCCCCUGCGGGGUAUCAUCCUUUCCACAUGUUUGUGAUAUUUCCCCAACAGUCCAUAUGAUUUCACUUAAGUGCUUUUAGACUGAGGUCAAUUGGUUGAUUAGUUUAAUUAGAUUGUGUGAUGGUGUAAUGAAAUGGGUGGUGGGCUUGGGUGGGGCUUGGGGAUCCAUGGAAUUAGGGGACGUUCCUCUCAGGGAAUUGCAGAGAAGUGGGCGGCUUUGAUGGCCAGUAGCAGGGGCUUAAGGUGCUAUUUCCUAUGCAGUCAUGUUCCCAGUGGAGUGGCUGCUGAUUUCUGAGGCUCCGUAUUUGACUUGAUGAGCUUACUUUCGGUGCUUUUGUUCCCAGUUAUCUUAGGCAAUGGAUUCAGAUACAGGUGCUUCUGUACAGUAAUAAAAUGCAUACAUGAGGAUGACAAA